GAAGGGCGAGGAGGAGACAUGCGGUUGCGAUUCGGCACUCGUGCCGCGGCGGCCGCCGCCGGGUUGAUCCUGUUCUGCAUGGUUAGUGGCAGGGUGGACGCGGCUCGCAAGCCCAAGGUACCGACGGUCAACGCCUGCUCGGAGGAGGAGUUCCCGUGCGACAACGGGUCCUGUGUGCCGAAGGCGUCCCGCUGCAACAACAGCCGGGACUGCUCGGACGGGAGCGACGAGGUCGGGUGUGAUUACUUUUUGUGCCGCAGUCCGCAGUGGUACCGCUGUAAACACGACAACGGUACCUGUAUCAGCGCGUCGUUUUUGUGUGACAAGCACGACGACUGUCCGCUCGGGGAUGACGAGGAGAACUGCGAGAACUUUGAGGUUCCGCACGUGCCGGUUCCGUGUAGCAAGUUCGAGUUUACCUGCACGGACAAGAUGUGCAUCCCGAAGGAUCUGGUGUGUGAUGGGACCAGGCACUGUUUGGACGGAUCGGACGAGACGAUUGGGUGCAUGGACGUGGAGAACAAGUGCAAGGGCUUCCUGUGCAAGAACAAGCACUGCGUUCAGAGUCAUGACUGGGUUUGUGACGGGGUUGACGAUUGUGGAGACGGAUCGGACGAGGAGAACUGCUUUAUCGGGUGUACGCUGGAGCACGGGAAGUUCGAGUGUGCUGACAACAGUACUUGCGUGGAUCUGAAGAUGGUCUGCGAUGGGAAUGAUGACUGCGGAGAUCGGAGCGAUGAAACGGGACUGUGCACGUCACGGGAGUGCGACAGUAUGAGGUGUCCAGAGGGUUGUAAGAAUACGCCGCACGGAUCGGUCUGUCUGUGCAAGGCGGGGUUCGUGUUUGACCGGAAGUCGAAGCAGUGCGAGGACGUGAACGAGUGCGAGCGGUACGGACUGUGUUCGCAGGGCUGCGAGAAUACUCCCGGCUCGUUUCGGUGCACUUGUGCCAGCAAGUUCAAACUGAGGAAGGACGGGAGAACGUGCGAGAUCGCCGACUCCACGGAGGCGCUGCUGCUGUACACCACGCAAAAGUCCAUCGGAGCGCUCUACCUCACGUCCAAGCACCAGUACUACGUGGCGAAGAACCUGUCCCAGGUGAUCGGCGUCAGCUACGACGGAAGCUACGUCUACUGGACGGACAUCUCGUUCAAGACGGAAGCGAUCGAGCGCUCGCUGGAGGACGGCAGCAAGCGGGAACUCCUGCUCACAUCCGGCUUGGCCUCGCCGGAAGAUCUCGCCCUGGAUUGGCUCACCGGCAACAUCUACUUCAGCGACAGUGGCCACAUGAUGAUCGCCGUCUGCUCCAACAACGGCCAGCACUGCUCCUCCCUGAUCCAGGACACGCUCCACAAACCCCGCGGAAUCGCACUCCUCCCCCAAAACGGAACCAUGUUCUACUCCGACUGGGGCGACAAAGCGAUGAUCGGAACGGCCGGCAUGGACGGCAAGAACCGCCGAGUCCUCAUCGACGAGAACAUCCACUGGCCGAACGGACUCAGCCUGGACUGGCCCAACGGGCGGCUCUACUGGGUCGACGCCAAGCUGAAGAAGAUCGAGAGCGUCCGGCUGGACGGCACCCAGCGGACCACCGUCAUCGGGGACGUGCUGAAGCACCCCUUCGCCAUCUCCGUGUUCAACGAUCGCAUCUACUGGUCCGACUGGGACACCAAGAGCAUCCAGUCGUGCGACAAGUUCAGCGGCAAGCAGCGCAAAACCGUCGUCCACGAUCGGCAGAUUUUCGACGUCCACGUGUACCACUCAUCGGUCCAACCGAAAGGCGACCACGCCUGCAUCGGCAACUUCUGCUCCCACCUGUGCCUCCUGGCCCAAAACAACUCCUACUCGUGCGCCUGCCCGUACUCCAUGGGCCUCAAGCCGGACAAGCACUCGUGCCGGGAGCUGAUCAAGCGGCAGUUCCUCCUGCUCGGAGUCGCCAACUACCUCGUCCGGCUGGACAUGCAGACGUUCGGGCGGCACGAGCUGAGCAAGGGCGACGCCUUCCAGUUCUUCAUCAGCCGGAUGGUGUUCAACUCGAUCAACGGCGAACUGCUGGUCGCGGACAACGUGCAGAAGGCGAUCUUCGCGGUUGAUUUGAAGAGUAAGGCUUCGCGGAAGUUGAUCGGGGACGGCAUUGGGAACGUGUCGGCGAUGGCGUUUGAUUAUUUGGGGAAUAAUUUGUACUGGGCGGACAGCGAGCGAUCGACGGUGGAGGUGUACUCGCUGCAGAGUAAGAGCAGGGCGAUCGUGCAGCAUUAUUUGGGGACGGAGGCGCCGAUCGGGUUGGCGGUGAUCCCGGAGAUUGGGAAGAUGUUUGUCGCGCUGCGAUCGGUGAGUGGCCAGCAUACGCACAUCGAUCGGCAGGAUAUGACGGGGAGAGGGCAGCACAUGCACAUUAUCGAGCAGCGGCUGAGCGGGAAUGGGAGCUUCCAGUUUGUGGUGGAUCGGGACUUGAGGAGCGUGUUCUGGAACGACAUGGGAAACAGCAGGAUCGAGUUCACGAGUUAUGAGGGCGAUACGCGGCACCUGUUCCGGGAGUUUUUGCGGCUGCCGGUGUCGAUCGCGAUCGUUGGUGAGAACCUGUUCUGGACGUGCCUGCGGUCGAAGCGGCUGUACUGGUCGGACAAGCACAACCUAGGCGUGACGAAGAAGAUCACCGUGGAUCAGCCGCCGUACGGAGCGUUCCCGGACGAGAUCGUGCUGCUGGCGACGCAACCGUUACAGCGGUACGAUCACCCCUGUCAGAAGCAGAACGGAGGCUGCUCGCACAUCUGCGUGGCCGCUGGAAUGUACAGCGGUGCUUGCGUCUGCCCGACGGGGAUGAUCUUCCGGACGCCGAAGAACACCAGCUGCAUUGACGCGAUCGACUGCGAGUUCAAGUGCACCAGCGGAGAGUGCCUGACGAUCAGCAAGCGGUGCAACGGGCACACGGACUGUGCGGACGGGUCGGACGAGAAGGGCUGCGAGCAGUCCGGUCCGAAGCCGGUCGAGUGUCGGUACGAUCAGUUCGCUUGCGCAGACCGAAGCACCUGCAUCACGCAGAAGCUACGCUGCGACAAGCACUACGACUGUCCGGAUCGGUCCGACGAGAAGAACUGCGAGGGGUACGAUCACGGCCGGGGCUGUCACGAGGAUCAGCACGCCUGUCCGGACGGGUCGUGCAUCGACGUGAACGCACUGUGCGACGGUUACAAGGACUGCGCAGACGGAUCCGACGAGCAAAACUGCGCCGAGCUGAACAACGAAAAGCAGAACGCCACCACGUGCGGACCGCUGAUGUUCCGAUGCUCCUCAGGCCAAUGCAUUCCCAAGUGGUGGGAGUGCGACGGAUCCCCAGACUGUACCGACGGAUCCGACGAGCACGCCAAGUGCGGCAAGGUCGACUGCCGAACCGGCUUCACCAAGUGCGCCCUCGGUCACUGCAUCGAAGACCGCCUCGUCUGCGACGGAAACAACGACUGCGGCGACAACUCGGACGAAGCCAACUGCACCGUAACCGCGGAACCCUGCGUCGGCCUCGAAGAGGACAACCCCACCAAGUUCCUCUGUCAACGAUCCGGAAAGUGCCUCCCCAUCGCCGUCCGCUGCAACGGAACGUCCGAGUGUCCGAACGGAGAGGACGAAGCCGGAUGUAGCCAGUGCGGGUUGCACGACUUCCAGUGCAAGAGUGGCGCGUGCAUCCGGAAGGAGUGGCAGUGUGACAAGGAGGUGGACUGCGAUGACGGGUCGGACGAGGUGGACUGUGAUGCGGUGAAUGGGACGCGCACGGAGCAGCAGUUCCACGUGGCCUGCGGAGACGGCGCAUUCGAGUGCAAGCCGGGCGUUUGCAUCGAGAUGAGCAAGGUGUGCGACGGGCGGAAGGACUGCAGUGAUGGCAAAGACGAAGGCAAGGCCUGCUCGACCGCUUGCGCCAAAUCGCCGUGCGAGCAAAAGUGCCUGCCCACGCCGAACGGCGCGAUCUGCGAGUGCCGCAACGGGUUCACGCUGGCCGGCAACCGGAAGUCCUGCCAGGACGUGGACGAGUGCGCCGAGGGAACUCCGUGCGCCCAGCAGUGCAGCAAUACGCGGGGGUCGUUCCGGUGCGCGUGUCAGCCGGGCUUUAUGCUGCGCUCGGACAAGGUGUCCUGCAAGGCGGUUGGCCCGAGCCGGUACGUGCUUUAUACGUCGUUCGAUCAGAUCCGGAAGUUGGAGGUGAAUCCGCCGUCGAUCCGGGUGCUGCUGCAGAGCAAUGGGUCGAGGGUGUUGAGCUUGGCGGUGGAUGUGAGGAGGGAGGCGUUGUACUGGAUCGAUGAGUACGCUCCGGUUGUUUACAGGCAUGACUUGGCGAAGAAUGCUUCGUUUGUGCUGAGGAACGUUGGCCAUCCGACGCAGUUGGCGGUGGAUUGGAUAACUGGGAAUGUGUACUUGUACGAUGUGAAGUCUGCGUCGAUCAAGUUGUGUUCGUUUGAGCGGCAGGUCUGCGUGAGGGUCAUCAAGUUUUCGUCGCAGGUGUUCAUCAAAGCGCUUGCCGUUGAUCCGGUGAACCAUUCGUUGUUCUACUCGUUGAUGCACUACUGGAUCUUUGAGGUGCCGCACUCGAUCGUGUACCGGGCGAACCUGGACGGAUCGCAUCAGCAGGUCGUAGUGAUGAACGUGUCGCACGUGACUUCCCUUGAGUGUGACCCGGAGAACCGGAUGCUCUACAUGACGGACGCCACCACCAAGUCGCUGUUCAAGGUGGAUUACGAGGGUAACCAGGUGACCCGGGUCAACUUGGGCGCCCAAAGCACCGAGGCGUUGAGCCUCCCCAUCGGGAUGACCCUGUACGAGAACCAGCUCCUCAUCCUGAACAUGGCCUCCUCCACCGUCGGCCAGUGCAAACUGUACGGCGACUUUGCCUGCAAGCUGCUCCAACUCAACGUGCACAACUCGAACCACCUGCUAGUCGUGCAGGAGUCCCGCCAACCCAUGAUCACCAACAACUGCGAACGCGCCAACUGCAGCGUAGUCUGCGUCCCCGCCGAACUCGGCCCCAAGUGCAUCUGCUACGAAGGCGAAACCGUCCGCGAGGGCGACCAAUGCCCCCGAAAACCCAACGACGACAACGAAACUCCCCUCGUCACCCACCCCCUAGAAUCCCUCCACGAACCCUCAACCAGCCCCCCCUCAGACUCCACCGCCUCCACCAUCUGGCACGUCCUGUUCGGCCUCACCACCCUCACCCUCGUCGUCGGUUCCCUCGCGUACGUCUACCGGCGCCGCUUCCAGCACAAGUUCAACGUCGGCAUGCACUUCCACAACCCGGAACUGUCCACGAUCGACGCCUCCGAGGUGAAGAUGUUCCAGGGCGCGCCCCAGAUCCACCACACGGCCACGCACACCGAACUGACGCUGGAAACGCCACCGGCCAUUCCACCCGGAUCGAUGGCGACGACGGGUUCCGGCGGAGAUGGGUUGGCGGCGACCAGCCGGGACGUGACCACGACCGCGCUCGAGCUCGAGAACAUGUCCGACGCGGACUCGAUGAAGGACGCGUACGACUGCGGGUACGGCGACGAUCAGCGGCAGCGACUGAUCAUGUAGGUUUGUCUUUUCGAUUUUUUCGGAGAUGAUUUAGGAAUUCGUCUUCGGUUUGUAGGUUUGUAGGUACUAGUUGUGAAAUAGUAUUUUUUGUUAAUUGAUUAAUUGUUUAAUCGUACGUAAUAAAGUUGUUUACUGUUAGAACUA
Culex pipiens pallens (northern house mosquito) is the source of this 5706-nucleotide messenger RNA. RefSeq names its product putative vitellogenin receptor (gene yl). Lineage: Eukaryota; Metazoa; Arthropoda; Insecta; Diptera; Culicidae. The record is from RefSeq and is a predicted model, not a curated record. The coding region runs from base 19 to 5562 and encodes 1847 amino acids. Gene Ontology annotation, molecular function: calcium ion binding; protein binding. The transcript is spliced from 4 exons.